Pelobates cultripes (western spadefoot toad) is the source of this 15565-nucleotide messenger RNA. The record is from the annotation of a GenBank genome assembly. NCBI's taxonomy places the organism in Eukaryota, Metazoa, Chordata, Amphibia, Anura, Pelobatidae.
CGCAGGUGACGCAGGCGGGCGGGGUCACGUGUUGUUUUCGCCGUGUCGCUCUCUCUCCCUCCCCCGCCGGAGUCUGUCUGUGUGAGUGCGGCUAGUAGCAGGAGAACCCGGUGUGUGUCCCGGCCAGUGAGGAGACUCCGCUAUCCCUCACAGGGCGCCAUGUCCGCUCCAUAACUGCCGAGCUCGCCGUGUGUCGGCUGUUUAAUUCAUUCCUCCCUCAGCGAGCAGCCGGCGCUCUCCUCACACGCAGCCCCUCCAUGGCGGGUGUCCUGAGCACCGAGGAGGACCGCAGCAGCCGAGCCGCCAUGAGGGCGCUGCCCCCCAGCCCGGAGGAGGGCGCCUACCGGCGGGCGGGCGGCCCGGGGCUGUCCCAGGUGCAGGAGGAGUGUGUGAGCGAGGCUCCCGCCGCCGUGUCCGGGGAGGAGGAUGUGAGGAAGCGCGGCUACCUGAGGAAGCAGAAACACGGCCACAAGCGGUACUUCGUGCUGCGGAGCCAGAGCCACCUGGGGCCGGCCCGGCUCGAGUACUACGACAACGAGAAGAAGUACCGGAGCGGCCAGCGGGGCGGGGGGGCUGCCGGGGCCGCCUGCCAUCCCAAGCGGGUCAUCCCCCUCUACCUGUGCUUCACCGUGAGCCGCCGGGCCGACGCCAAGAACCGCUACCUGCUGGCCCUCUACACCAAGGACGAGCACUUCGCCAUGGUGGCCGACAGCGAGCAGGAGCAGGACUCCUGGUACCAGGCCCUCAGCGAGCUCAUCAACGAGAGCAAGAGGGCCUGUCUGGACAGCGAGGAGCUGGAGGAGAACUACGGGCCCCUGAGGGCCGGCACGGUGUUCAAGGAGGUCUGGCAGGUGACAGUGAAGCCCCGGGGUCUGGGCCAGACCCAGAACCUGACCGGGGUGUACCGGCUGUGCCUGUCUAGCAAGGCAGUGCACCUGGUCAAACCCAACUCGGACGUGACCUGCGUCCACUUGCUGCUCAUGAACAUCCGACGGUGCGGCCACACCGAGAACUUCUUCUUCAUAGAGGUGGGACGCUCGGCCUCCACCGGCUCAGGGGAGCUCUGGAUGCAGGUGGAUGACUGUGUAGUGGCCCAGAACAUGCACGAAAUCUUCCUGGAGACCAUGAAAGCCUUAAAAGCGUACUCGGAGUUCAGACCCAGGAGCAAGAGCCAGUCUUCGGGUACCAACCCCAUAUCUUUUAUCACUACCAGGAGGUAUUUGGGCAACCUGCCUCCUAGUCAGACAGGACUACAGAGAAGGUCCAGGACAGAAAGUUUGGCUGGUACUCCACCUACGUCCAAAAACAACUCCUCCUACCGCUUUAGGACCUCCAGUGAGGGUGAAGGUACAAUGACAAGGCCCUUCAGGUCAGUGACUGGUAGUUUGAUACACUUAAGUGCUGCCCGGAUAAAUCUAGGAAAGCAGGAAGGUACUGUCAGAUAUGUGAGAGCACCCUUUAAUUCUGGGUACCACACCAGGUCUGCCUCAUUGCCAGUCUCCCAAAAUCUAUCUGGUACAAGUCCUAUCAGUGUUAGUUCAAGUAGUGUGAAUGGAUCUGCACCUGAUACACUAAAUAAACCAUCAAGUUCUUCUACAUGUGGAUCUCCUAGUGAUGGGGGAUUUAUUUCCUCAGAUGAAUAUGGCUCAAGCCCUGGUGAUAUAAGGUACUUUCGUGUCAGGAGUAAUACUCCAGAUUCACUGGGAAACACCCCUCCAAUUCAAGAAGAAAAUACCUUAAGUGAGUACAUGUCAAUGAGCACCCAAAGCAAUCCUGAUGCUCCAGAUGAUUACAUGGAAGGUGACAAAGGUUUUAGGAAAAGAACAUACUCGUUAACAAAGCAAACCAAUCCACUACAGCAAAAAUCCCAGACAGCCAUUUCUUUAGAAGAAGACUCAGAAGAGAUUAACAAGCAGUUUGCCUACUCUGAAUCACCAAAGUUGAAAGACAGCAAUCACCCAGAGGAUUACAAUAAUGGUAUUAUUGAUUCCCUUUACAACCAAAGCAGGAGUAAAGCCAGGGAUGAUGGCUACAUGCCAAUGAUGCCUUCUCAUUCAUAUGACAGUGACUAUUUGCCAAUGGCUCCUAAAAGUGUUUCUGCACCAAAACAAAUAGCUAAUAGAUGUUCUCCUCAGGCAGAUUCAAAAGGGUAUAUGAUGAUGUUUCCUGUAGCUAAUUCACCUGUUAGAAAUUUGUAUACUGGAAGUAACACUAAAGAUAGCCAGGAUAAAGUUACUAAUGGAGGGUAUAUGGAUAUGUCCUAUGGAAAUUCUUCCACUGUGAAGCAGAAUGGUACUAACCUCACUGGUAGUUCUAAAGGGUUUACAUCUUAUUUUUCACUACCUAGGGGCUUUAAGAGUAAAAAUAAUGAUAACAGCGAGUAUGUUCCAAUGUUUUCCCCUGGAAAGUUACUGAAUCAGGGGAUUGAAAAUAUUGCUGAUGUGUCUAGGGAAGGAACAUCUAAUGGGGUGGCAAAAGUUGAGUUAAAAUCUUCCAACAUUAUCCUGGAUCAACAAGACAGGGCUACAAGACCAACUAAACUUACCUUGGCUAUGAGAGGGAGCAAUACAAUACCAAGAAUGUUUGACCACUCUUCAGUUGAACCUACAAGUCCAGGAGAAUACAUAAACAUUGACUUCAGUGAUAAAGCAAGUAGUACUCCAUAUUCACUCUCAGCAGAAGGGUCUCCAUCCUCUUUAGGAUCAAGCUGUGACCAUAGACACUCUCCUCUAUCUGAUUACAUGAGUGUGGAUAUUGAUGUGCAGUCUCCAAAAGCAGAACUAUCUAAUUCAUUAACAGACAUUUCAACUUAUGCACGGACCAGCAUUUCUCAAAAUCAGCCUGGUACAGAAUAUGCUAAACUCCCAAGUGGUACAGCGUGUGUUAGCCCAACAAACCGAAAUGAUGACUACACUACCAUGACUUUCAAUUUGGCAAUGACUCCUCCACAACCCCUUUCCAGUGAAAAUGGAGCAAAAAUUGAUAGUCCUUCAUCUAUUGUGAAUCGCCUGUGUAUUGGUGAAGUGUCCUCUUUUAAUGGUGGUUUCCCUCCAGUUCCCAUCCCUACAUCAGAAUCUAUAGCUGGUCCUAAAGUUAUCCGUGCUGACUCGCAUGGCCGGAGGCGGCACAGUUCUGAGACCUUUUCCUCUUCCAACACAGUGACUACUUCCUCAUCUUGCUUUACUGAAAGUGGGAAAAGGCACAGUUCUGCCUCUUUUGACAAUGUUUGGCUGAGACCUGAUGAGAGUUGUGGUGAACAAGAGUGUAAAAUGUCAAGAAAUUGCUCCACAGGGUUUCAGAAUGGCUUGAACUACAUUGCGUUGAGCAUGCAUGAUGGUGUCCAUGAACCUGCACCAGCAUUGUGCCAUCAGCAGCAAAAUGGGAGCAGAAAUUUGGAGAGUGGUGCAUAUGUCAGCAUUGACUUUUCAAGAUCAGACUGUUUGAAGUGCCCUGCAUUGAGAAAAGGUUGGUAGUAUUAAAGGACCACUAUUAAAAUAAAAGUGCUUUUUUAAUAUUAAAAGGACCACUAUAGGCACCCAGACCACUUCAGCUCAACGAAAUGGUCUAGGUGCCAGGGUCCUCUAGUUUUAACCCUGCAACUGAAAACAUAGCAGUUUCAGAGAAACUGCUAUGGUUACACUGAGGGUUAAUCCAGCCUCUAGUGGCUCUCACUGACAGCCACUAGAGGCCGCUUCCGCAAUUCUCACUCUGAAAAUCAGUGAGAAGACGCUGACGUCCAUAGGAAAGCAUUGAGUAAUGCUUAUGGGCUGUUUGAAUGUGUGUGUGGCUCUUGCCGCACAUGCGCAUUCUGAGCUGACGUCGGCAGGAGGAGAGUUCCCUAGCGCUUAGGGUGCCCGGCACUGGAGAAAGGUAGCCCAGCGGGAGGGGGCCCAUGAGGGUGGGUGGGACCUAAGGACUACAUAGUACCAGGAAACAAGUUUGUUUUCAUGGCACUAUAGUGGUCCUUUAAGUCCACUAUGAGUUGAGGCGCUUUUUAUUUAUGACCCUCACCAUAAACACUUGUUUCAAUGGGGAAUAAAAUAUAUAUAUCCCUCUCUCCCCCUCUCUCCCUCUCCAACAUAUUUCCCAGCUUUUUACAAAUCUAGAAAUGGGUUAUUUGAAGGCUUUCCUCAAGAGUGCGUGGUACAUAUUGCCACUGGCUCUCCUCUUUCGCUGUAUGCGCUUGAGGCUUAAAAUCAGGCCAGUUCCCUGGCUAUGCUUGGAAAAAGGGAGGACUUGCAAAGGCUGCAGGUGUAAGAACUGCAGUUGUUGCAUUCUUUUUAGAUUGCCCCAAUGACAACAUGCAUGGUUUUCAUUAGGAAUAUAUCUACUAAAUAUUGAUUUUUGUGUUCCUUAAUGUAAACUGUAUUUUAAAACUUUAAUUUUCCUCUUUGUGGGUUUUCCUUCUCCAACAAUUUAUAUAGCGUACUACCCAUAAAUAAUUUACAUAUUAAAUUCUACUUUUCAACUGGGGCACUUGUCUUGCUAUAAAUUACGAAAUAACCAUUUUCCCUACACUACCUCCUUAAAAUCCUGCAUGACAUCUGUUUCAGCCAUUUGUGCUGGUGCUUUGGCUGACUUGUUUGCCUUACAGACUGAGUUUAAGAUAUUAACUAUCCAUGUUCUACAGCUUGUGCGUGGGUAUCUUGUUUACAUGGAAUUUAGAUCUAUAGCCUUAUUUAACCGCUUGCUAAACUAACACUUGAUUUACAUACUAUAUGUCCAUGUAGUUAACCUGUGUAGUAGUAUUAUUAUUAUUAUUAUUAUUAUUAUUUAUUUUUUAUUUUAUAAAUUCUUUAUUUUUGGGUUUUCAAAGGUCAACAUAGUGGCUGGUUGGGGUACAGAAAGAAGAGUUUGGAAAAGUUUGAUUUUCGUUUAUGCAACAUCAUGUAAUAUUGGUAAUCAGGUUAACAGUAUUAGCAGUUGUAACAUUCAAAGUUUGGUUGUACAUAUUGAGAGGCUAUGCCGGGUUUACAUUUUUCAGUUCAGUAGUUCUUUUGACAUUUCUGUUAUUUCAUUGGGUAAAGGGGUGGAUGCCUUAACAUUGCUUUUAACCCUUUUAGUUGUGCUAUGUGUUGACGAGGCUGGUGGUCCCCCUUAAUUUCCCCUGCUUAUGGUAGGGUUUUGUAUCCCUAGGAUACGUGGUCUCGUGUGGGGUGGUGUUUGCCGUGUACGGCCCUUUGUCUUGGUAGUUGGUCAGGUUCAGUGUGAAGUGUCCCUGAAUCCACGUGUGGUGAAGUGGGCAUAGCGGUUCCGCUAAGUGUUGGGAGUAGCGGUCUUGUUGGGGUACCAGUCUGGGGUGUGUGUGUGUCAACUGGUCGUAGCCUUCUUGCUGUGUGCCCAUCGGUUCGGGAUGGGUUGGUUGGGUGUGUGCUAUAGUUUGGUUUGUAAAUCUUGUUGAUGGUAUGUAUUUUUUUUUUUUUUGUGGGAGUGUGUCGGUGGGUAGUGUGGAAGUUACCGUGUCCAGCACGAUGUGUGGUAAGUUGUGUGUGUGCCAUGUAGUGUAACCUGUGUAUUUUUUUUUUUUAACUUUGCUCUAACCCCAUUUGGACUGAAGUUUAAAGGACCACUAUAGUGCCAGGAAAACAUAAUCAUUUUCCUGGCACUAUAGUGCCCUGAGGGUGCUUCCACCCUCAGGGUCCAACCCCCGCAGGGCUCUGGGGAGAGGAAGGGGUUAAACACUUACCUUCUCCAGCGCCGGGCGGGGACCCUUCUUCCUAGCGACGUCAUCGGCUGAAUGCGCAUGCGCUGCGCGCAUCCAGCCAGUCUCAUAGGAAAGCAUUCAUAAUGCUUUCCUAUGGACGCUGGCGUCUUCUCACUGUGAUUUUCACAGUGGGAAGCACGCAAGCGCCUCUAGCGGCUGUCAAUGAGACAGCCACUAGAGGCUGGAUUAACACUCGGUGUAAACAUAGCAGUUUCUCUGAAACUGAUAUAUAUAUAUAUAUAUUAUAUUUAAAAAAAAGGGGGUUAAUCCUAUCUGGACCUGGCACCCAGACCACUCCAUUAAGCUUCAUUCACUUGUUCUGCAAGGGUUAAUUGACUAUAUACAAUUGAACUAAUAACUUGUACAGCACACCCAAACUUUCAAGUUCAGGACUCAAAACCCUUUAGAAUAAUGUUGUGUUCCUGUAAAUGUAACUUUCAAAUGUGCUGUACAGAGCAUCUAUGCUGUAAAGUAAGAAUUGCACGUCUUUGCAGCAAAAUGUGUGGUAUUCAUUGUAGUUUUUCCUUGGCAAUAUUUCUGGGAAGGAGUACGCAUGUGCAUUGUGCAGUGUUGUCUGGGAUGCAAAAUUCUGCAAUUUCCUUUAUGCUGAGAAAUGCUAGUCCAACCACUAUGGAAACAGUGUUUAUUAUUUUAUAAAUUGACUACAUGUAAAUUUAAAUCCAUAAAAUCCCUCGUAGCUGCUAGCAUAUUUAAUAUUUAAAUGUGCCUUUUAUUUUGCAUGUCUCUUGCACCUGUAACCAGUAAAACAUAUCCAAAUACUGUGUGGGAGGGGGACAAAAAGUCUCUUCUCUUUUGUAAAUUGACUCCCACGGUGUUCACAUUUAAUUUCUUUCAAAAUUAAAGGGACAUUGUAGGCACACAGACCACUUUAUCUCAGUUAAGUGUUCUGUGUGCCUUGUCCCCUGUUUUAACCCUGCAAGUGUAAACAUUACUGUUCUGCAUUAACAGCAAAAUUCUCAGUGCAGGGUUCAAAAUGCCCAUAGUGCCUGUCACUCUACCACUAGAGCUAGGAAUAGAGUGAAACUAUUUGUAACAGAUGGUCUCAUAGAAACAAACUGGCGCAGCACAUCAUUUUGCCGCCGAUGUACCCUAGUCUCAAUGUUUUCCUAUGGAAAACACUGGAUUGGCUGAGAUAAUCGAUCACAGCCGAGGAGGCGGGGCAGUAUUGCGGAGACCUAACCUUGUGGUAAUGGAUAUCUAAACUGCUGCCAGGACAGUAAAGCAUUAGGAAUACACCUAUUUUUUAUUUUAACUUUUUGUUGCUUCAGCUUCCCAAAUAGCAAAACACAAGGUCUAAACCUGUGUGUGUAUGUGUGUAUGUAUAUUCUUUAAAAUCUGAAUCUUUUAGUUUCUUUAUGUUGUAUGUAUUGAUGCAGAUAAAGUGUAUGGGAAUCAUGCAUCUAGCAAAAUAUAUUUUGAAAUAAACCAUUCUCAUUUCAGUUGGUGGGCCCCCACUCCCCUUAGUAGUUCCAUAAUGUUGGUGUGUCUGAGGGUAUAACAGAACUCCACAGCAAUAAUGCUUAGUCAUGUAAGGAAUGAGACAAUUGAACAGGUUAAAACACAACCUAAAAUUUGAGCUAUGUUUAACCAUCAUUAGGUGCACGCCACUUUUAUGUUCAGAGAAAUAGGGCUUUCGUUUCAUAUGUAAUGUUUAUAUUGGAUGGAAGAGAUGCCGUUUGGUGUUUGGCCCCACCUGCUUGACUACAUUCUAUGGGAAAGCAUUGAACUGGCUAUAAUCCAUUCUGAUGUUGGCCAAGUAGGCAGUUUGGGACCAGCGCUGAAAAUAAAAGUGAGUUUUACUAUGAUUUAAGGGAGCGUCAAGCCACCUAAAUAGGUUCUGUCUGACAAUCCAUGCAAGUCCCCCUGCAGUCAAUUUGUCAAACUUUGCGGUGCAAUUACACAACACGGAUUGGCUUCAGGGGUACAGCUUCGGUUGUGAGGCAGCCCUCACUGAUCGGAUCUAGUGCGGAGGGUAAGUGUCUGGAGUGCCCUAGAGUUGGCAUGUUCAAUACUGCCAUAUUGGCAUUAGAGCCAUUUUGUAGGACUAAAUAGCACACUCUUUUUUUCAGAAAGGUGUUAAACUACAUAAACAAAAUCUUUUUUUCUAAAACUGUGCAAAUACUUUUCAGUUUUGUUGAAUUUUUAGCUGCAUAAAUUAGUAUGCCACUUAAAAUGUCCCACUACGGCUCUGCCCCGCCCAACACCACUUACACACCGAAAAUUAAAAUGUCCAUCUUUGUCUGUUUCAAAUUGUGGAAGAUAUGUGACUGGUGGGGAAAUGGGCAAGCUUGCAUGCGCUUAUGACAUUUCUCUACAGAUUCCCAAGUGUGCAAAGUGUCCUGAUGACAUGGCAAGUUUUUUAGUUCUGGUAAGCACUUUUUAAUUUGUGUUUAUGUGAGGGUGAUAGUUCUACCCUGCAGCAGUAGUGGAAUGCCAGAAGGUGGAGCUAGGGCCAAUUAAUAGCCAACUGGUAAUUUCAGGCUGACCAUACAUGUAUAAAAAAUACUUUUUAACAAUUUAAAACCUAACUGCUGCUUCUUUGGAAACUACACCACCUUUUAAUAAACACUGAAAAUCACCUCCCUCCACAGGGUUUUUUUUUUUUUUUUUUUUAAUGUACAAUGUGGCCCAAAAUUAAGGUAUGUUUUAAUCCAUGAAAUUCACCACAACAGAUUAUAUGGGUACACAUACACCCUGACACAAUACAAAUUGGCUGUUGCAUUUCAAUGUCAGUGUGGCAGUUUGAAAGAGUAGUGAAAUGUUGCAACAUUAAUAGACAUAUGCAAAUAAACUAUACUGUAUACCUACUUUAUGUCCACCCUGUAUAUUAGGGUUAUGACAUGACUUAAAGGACCACUAUAGUGCCAGGAAAACAUAAUCAUUUUCCUGGCACUAUAGGGCCCUGAGGGUGCUCCCACCCUCAGGGUCCCCCUCCCGCUGGGCUCUGGGAGAGGAAGGGGUUAAAAUCUUACCUUUCUCCUGCACCGGUGCGGGGAGCUUUCCUCCUCCUCUCCUUCCUAGCGACGUCAUCGGCUGAAUGCGCAUGUGCGGCAGGAGCCGUGCACGCAUUCAGCCAGUCUCCUAGGAAAGCAUUUAUGAUUUUCACAGUGAGAAGCACGCAAGCGCCUCUAGCGGCUGUCAAUGAGACAGCCACUAGAGGCUAACCCUCAGUGUAAACAUAGCAGUUUCUCUGAAACUGGUGUGUGUGUGUAUAUAUGUGUGUGUGUGUGUGUGUGUGUGUGUGUGUGUAUGUAUGUAUGUAUGUUAAUCCUAUCUGGACUGUCACCCAGACCACGUCAUUAAGCUGAAGUGGUCUGGGUGCCUAUAGUGGUCCUUUAACAAUCCAGUUCAGUGCAGGUAUAAAUAGCCUGAGUACACAAUGUGAAUCAGGAAGAAAACAUAGGGAGCCUAGAUGGAGGCAUCUAGUUCCAGGAUAGGUGUUUGGAUUUCUUUAUUUAAUGUUAUUUUUCAGACUUCACACAAUAUUUGCUAAACUGGGACGGUUUUCAUUUUUAAAGGAGCUUCAACAAUUUAUAGAUACACCAUAAAGAAAUGUAUUACAAAAGAUGCCCAAGAAUUAUGAUAUCUUGCUAUUCAGGAUGUUUUUAGUCAUGUAACUUAUGACUCCGGAACUUCUUAAAAGCAUUAUUUUCACAUACAAGUUUGCUGUUUGUAUGUUGUGUAAAUCUUCCUGCAUUUAUCGCCUUUCUCUUAAUGUAGGACUUCCUGUUGCAUAACUCUUUUACUCGUGUACAUGCCAUGUCAUAAUUUCAGUCUUCAUUUAGAAGAACCUGUUGGACACUUACCUGACCUUUUGCUCCCCACCACCGUGAUCUCCUUACAGUUCUGUAACACCUGCCUGUGUUAAUCAGAUUUGCCAUGCUUUGGGUAGCUUCCCCACUGUAUAGCCUUUACGGACACUCCCCAUGGUUUACGACCGGUAUUGACAAAUUUGUUUGGAAUCUAGGAGCCAGUCCUUUUCAAUGAGAAAUAUGCAAUUCUUAAAGGGACACUAGUCACCAGAACCAGCAGAGCUUCAUGUAGUUGUUAUGGUGACUAUAUACAAUGCAGGCGUUUCAGUGUAAACACUGCCUUUUCAGCAAAAAGUCAGUGUUUACAUUGCUGCUUAGUAACACCUCUAGUGAGUCACUCAGAAUGCCACUAGGGUGUCCUGGGUCACUGCUGCCCCACAUGCAGUACUGACGUUCAGGGUCUCCCAGCUCUGCAUACAGGCACUGAAUGUUCCUCAUAGAUUCAUUAAUUCAAUGCAUCCCUAUGAGUUGUGGAUUGGCACAUUUGCUGCGCAUGCACAAAAUCCUCCCAAUCAUUUCCUAAGGGAAAGCAUUGACUUAGCUGAGAUCAUAACGAUUGAUAAUCUUAGCCAUUGAGGUGGUACCAGUCACAGUGAAAGUGGCACGGCGUGGGGGGGAAGGGGAGGAGGAGAAAGGUGAGUAAAAUCAGAGGUGAUCUCACCUCUGAACACAGUCCAUCUAAACAAUAGCACACUUACUCAGACACCUACUGACACACAUCACCAUGUUCAGUCAUAGAUCACUCACUAGCAAACAGACACACACACACACUCUCACACUCUCUCUCAAUAGCAGACACACACACAGCCAUGGCUGAAGCUUACCUGGCACUGGCAGGUGAAGUUGCCAUUUUGUGGCCCUUCUUUGCAGUGAUGUCAGCCACGUGUGUAGGGGCGGAGCUUCCAUUAAGGGGCGUGGUUUGCAUGCGGCCGAAAUUAAGGUAAGUUGUGCAGGAAGCCUAAUAGGUCUCCCUCCAGCCGCGGGCAGACCAAUUGCGGCCGCACCAGACCCCAGCUACUCCCUCAUUACUCCCCUCGGACUGACACAGGCUGUCACAGUCCGAGGGGAAAAUACUUAAAAAAAAAAAACUUAACCUAAUGGUUAGUUUAGAUUACUGCGGCCAACCGGGAAAUAUCCCGGUGGGCCAGUCCGGCCCUGCUAGAGUGGUAGGGAAAUGUUGAGUCAUAUUUUUGCACUCUCUCCAAAUCAGGUGAACAUGAAGAUCCUCUAACACAGGUCCGCAUGGCUUUGCUACAAUGGUAAACCGCCAGAUGUGCUGAUUGACCUCUACCACCAUUGCUGGUCACCUAUUUAUUUUUCUCCUCCCACUAUUGUCCUAAUUAAUCAAAUGUUCAUGGAUGACUCGAGUGUAGCAAAUCGAUAAAUGUCAAAAUUCCAUUUGUACAUUUUUCAUGAGUGAAACUGAACAUGGCUGCUUUUCAGGCUCUGUUGUAGUUAUGAAACCUCCAUAAGUGUGCAAGUUUCAAGGGUUUGGUGGCAGCCCAGUAUGCCAUUUGAACCUAAUAUUGUAACUAUACCCAAUUCUUCAGAUUACUGCAAUUGGGUAGAAGCUUCUUGUAUCAUGUCCCAUUUAAACAUUGCAAGCUGAAUAAUUCUAAUGUUGUGUAGGGGAAAGGAUGUACUGUACUAACACUUUUUUUUUGUUUUUUUUUUUUAUAUAAAUGCCAUCCUCGAUUGUCUGUAGUACUUUGUCAUAUUAAAGCCAGAAUAUUGGGCUUUUCAUUUUUUUUAAUAUAUUCUGGAAUAAACCAUUAUAGAAGCCAUGUUUUAACUGGAAACUUUGGCAUUCAAUAGGUUAACUCCUAAUACUAUUCAUGACAAAACAUUUCCUCAUUAGUAAUUUAUCACUGCUGAUUUUGUACUUGAAUGGUUUCUGGCAGAACCUUGUUUAACAGGCUGCUGAUCACAUGAUCUGUUAGCUACAUCUAGUAAACAAGUUUCCUUGGAACAGAUCUGCUUUUCUGAGAAUGUCAUUCUGAAUUCCAUGUAUUGACGUUUUCCUCUAGUUCCGUAAUCCGUUAAUUAAAAGUGGUAAAGGCAAAGUAUCUACACACCUAAAGGAAACUACUUGUCUCAUUGGCUUUUGUUGUACUAACAAUGAAUUUGUAUUAAAUGGUUUUUUUUUUUUUUUUUUUUUUUUUUUUUUUGUUUUUUUUUUUUUUACCGAACAUUUAAUACAUUUUUACAUAUGGUAUUUGUGGAUGGAUUCAUUGCUAUUUAUUAAUGUACAAUGAUCUAAACCAGUGGUUCCCAAUUAACUUUUCCCGUGGAACCCUUUCACAUGCGCUAACAACGUGAGACCCCCCCAAAAAUGUUGCCGUCGUAGCGCAGAUAGUAAACAGUAGUACUUGGGAGCGGGUGUGCUUUUGUGUGUACAGUUGGUGUUUGUAUAUAAUAGCGUUUUGAUACAAGGGUGUGUUUGCAUUUUCGUGUAGGGGUGUGCUUGGAUGUAGUGUGAGCUUUUAAAUGCGGAUGCACAUUUGUGUGUAGUAUUAGUGUUUUGAGUGAGGGGUGUGUUUGUAUAUACAUUUGAAUUCAGGGGUUAUUGUAUGUAAUGUUUGUAGGGAUGUAUGCACAUGUACGUGUUUGCUGGGAUGGUGUAUGAUUGAUUGGGAUUUAUGCACAUGAUUGCUGUAUGUAUGCCACAUACAUAUGCACAGACCUUGACACACAGAUGCACACUGGCACAUAUACACACAGUGACAUACACUCAGACACAAUUACUCUGACACACAUGCGCAUAUACACACAUACACUCCUUAACAGACACACAAAAUGUAUGUGGGUUUUUUUUUAUUUUUUUAUUUCACUUCACCCAACCUUUGGGAGUGCUGGCAUGGAUUCUCUAUUUCCCUGGAGUCCAGUGGGGCUGCUGAGCGGCUGGCGUGUGGAGCAAGGGAGCAGUGAUCUUAUUGCUCAGCUCCCUUGCCGCCUGUCUCAAUUAGCGGCGGCCACUUUGUUUCCCGCAAUUGUGGCGGAACCCCAUUUAGGUUCUCGCAGAACACCAAUUGGGAAAUGCUGAUCUGAACAUUUGUCUGUAAGUUGUAUUUUUAACAAUCCCAGUCUUUAUAAAAAAUUAAAUAAAAAAAAAAUUGGCCUAUACGUUUGGAUAGGCAAAAGGAUUGUAUAGGUUUUAUUUAUACAUAACUGUAGGUGGAUAUACCAUACCACAGACUACUAGACCUAGGCUUCACUUGUUUCAGACUUUAAAUUGCAGUAUAAUAAAUGAACACCCUGGGCACCAGAGCACAUUUUACUCUAUGGAGCUGGUAUGGUGCCUGUAGGUAUUGGGCACAUCAUUCACUUUGGGGGUUAAACCAGCUUGCAAAUGGCUUAAAUAGAAAGUGGGCUAGACAGCGGCUGUCCUCCAGAUCCUUGAGUCUCCUCCAUCCUUAGCAGCAAUGUGGAGUCUGACUGGAUGCCAGUGGGUAUCUGUUGACUCUCUUAGCCUAUUGUCUGUUUAACAUUUGAGAAAAAUGCUUUAGAAAUGUUUGUACAUCUGGGGUUUUUUUUUUUUUUUUUUUUUCCCUAAUGUAAAGCUAGUGAUAGGCUGAGAGUCAGCUGAGCCUAUCACCAGAACUCAGACUGAUUCUUUAUUGAAUGCAGGGAUGAACGGAGUGACACAGGGCCUGGAGGACUGGCACAAGAUGGAAGUUAUGCAUGCUCAAUGUUCUUUUAUAUAAAAAGUGCACAUCUAUAUAUGUCUGCUUUUCAGUUAGUGCUUCAUGCAAUGCAUGUGCGUCUUUGUGUAUAUAGAUCUCACUACGUAUUUGAUAUAUUUCUCCAUUUUUACAAUGAUCUGUUCAGAGUUACUGAUUUUUAUUUGUAUUUUCCACAGACUGAGUGAAUUACCAUGGAAACCAAUGGAGAAUGUCACCCCAGCCCUUUCUGGUUGAAAACCAGGAUAAGGUGACUUAGAAAGACAAAAUGCGUGAAGUUGUGUUGAAUUUCAAAUGGAUUUAUACCGUUCUCAAACAGAUUAAUGUACAGCCAUUUGAAGCUUAUAUUAUGGUAUUGACAAAAGGAAGCCGCUUUUUAUUUUUAUUUGUCAACACUUAUUUUUAUGAGAUCUCAUAAGGAGUCUCACUAUUUGCAUAUGAAAUAUUGCUAUGUAUUUAACAAGCAGGUCAGACUUGUGAAAUUGAGCAGAGACUGCUUCCACACUGCUGUUUUGGGGGACUUUUACAGUAUAGAUCUGCUCUUCGAGCCUUUAAAAUAGGUGCCAUAGUGGUACCCAACAGAGUAAACUUUAUGACUCUCUAAGGAGGUUCCUUAGGGAUAGUGACUGUCUGCUUCCUCAUUGCUCUAUAUAUUUUUUUUUUAUUUUUUUUCUGGUACAAAAACUAUUAAAUAUGUAAAGUUGAAAAAUAUUUUGAAAGUAUCAUUUUUUUUUUUUAUGUCAAAGUCUACGUAUUUUACUUGAUCUAUAUAACAGAAAGAUGCCUCCUAUGAUGAACAAAGAUGCAUUUCUAUGGUACAUAACUUUAAUUUUAAUAUUGCAGCUCAUGUGAUCCCCAUUUUAUUUAUUUUUUGCACCCUACUCAUUUUAGAGUAUUGCACCUUUGUCUCCUAGGAGUAAAUGCGACUUGCUUAUCAUAAAGGUACAUUCAUUUUAAAUCGGCUAUGUAUGGUGGAAAUAAACAUAGGGUACACUUUUUAAAAAAAAUAUAUAUAAAAGUACAUGUUAUUGUGCCCGAGCCUGAAUUGAGAAGAGGUAGCAUUUCCUAAAAGAUGUAAAGAUUUGUUUGCCCGUUGAUUACAUGGGUUUUUUGUUUUUUUUUUCAAUCAAAGUUUUCCUAGUAGUACAUCUCAAAUAAAUGAAUGGGAGGGCGGGGGGCAACCUUACACCAUUAAAUAGAUGCUCAUUGACAAUGUGCUACCAAUGCUUUGAGGGGAAAAAGGGUUACGCACCUAGAAGAAUUAGAAUGUUUCUGCAUGAUGUUGGUGACUAGUAAACUGUUUAAAUAGUAAUGGGUUUUCAUUUUCCUUAGUGUAUCUUGCUGCAUUUAGUUAGUAUUGUGCUCCCAUGUAAAAGCUUGGUGUUGUCACUGUGAACCCAGUAUGCUGGAGCACAGGCUAGAACUGAUUAUCUAUGUAUAACAUUUGUUGGCCAUCAUAGAAUAGUUGCAAUUUACAUCUCUACCACUAAAUUAAUGAAGCCCUCUUUAUCUCAUCAGUGAAAUGCUUUCAUAAGAUUGAGAGCUUACCAAAUCUAGCCUCAUUUCUUGGGGACCAUCUAGUAAGGAAUGGAUAUCAUGUGUUUUAGUUGCAAGUUGGCGAGUACUAUUGUGAAUUUACUUAUGGUUCUAAGUUUGAUUUGCCAAUAUUGGUGAGGACAAUUGUCACUAACAUUUUGAUAUAUAUAUUUUUAUUACAUAAAAGCAUUAAAGAUGUUCUUGCUGUGACCAUUGCAGAACGAAUUGAUGCAUGUUUACUUCACAUGGUUGUAAGGUUUGAGAAAUCCAAAACCCUGUAUGUACCAAUCUUUCAUAAUGAUCCAUUCUACACUUUUUCAAAUGUACAUUUAAAUGCCAUAUUUUUUUUUUAUUUUCUUUUAUUUAUUUUUUAACACCGGCUUUUUAUAUGGACUUUUUUUUUGUAGAUCCACUUUUUUUUUUUUCCUUUCUUUUUUUACCUUGCAGCUGCCAGUUCUAAACUUUAUAUGGAUAACCUCAACCUUAGUUAUAUGUGAGUUUAAAAAACAAAACAAAAAAAACAGGUACAGCAUAAAAUAUGCAAUCUUAGUUUACAAACAAAACUAAUUUAUUCAGUAUUGUGCUGGAACAUAACUUGGGAGUAUGUAAAGCAUCACUAGAUAUUAUCUUCCAGCUGCCAGUUUAUGCUGCUGUAUAGUUUAAAAUUACCAAUGCUGAAAGCAGAAUUGUUUGUCAUGUAAAUUUAAUUUCAUAUUGGAAAGUUAUUUUGUCUGUACAAAUUAAUAAAAGAUAUGGUUGGUACUGUUUGUUGUGUUCUGCCACUGCUUCUUCUACCACCUGUCCAAAGUGGG